Molecule: messenger RNA, 2426 nt
Organism: Filobasidium floriforme
Lineage: Eukaryota; Fungi; Basidiomycota; Tremellomycetes; Filobasidiales; Filobasidiaceae
Product: putative mitochondrial inner membrane protein
Exons: 19
Coding region: 130-2268 (712 amino acids)
Biological process (GO): malate-aspartate shuttle; aspartate transmembrane transport; L-glutamate transmembrane transport
Molecular function (GO): calcium ion binding; L-glutamate transmembrane transporter activity; L-aspartate transmembrane transporter activity
Source: RefSeq, a predicted model, not a curated record
CGAAGCAACAAUCCUCCUCUUCCCAGUCGCUUGUCGAUAACACACACAAACUUUCGAUUGACACCCUCGCUCGACUCUGCAUACAUACCGAAUCAUAGCAUCUCUCAACGCUUUACGAUAGUAGCUACGAUGUCGUCCAUCUCAGCACCCACAGACGCCACGGCCGUCGCUUCACAACCGGGCGGGACGAGACACCUCGUCUCGAGCAUCGUCACCAACCUGAAAGAAAAGGCCAGACCGAGCGAUACCGAGUUGAGCAGGUGGAAGAGGACUUUCGAAGCGUUCGCUCAUCAGGACGAGAGCGGGGAGGAAAAGUACCUCGACCAAGAAUCCUUCAUCGACGCUAUCGCACCAUCCCACGACUUCUCCAAGAUCAAGCGGGAUGCUUAUCGGAUCCUCUUCAAGGUCGCGGACAGUGGAAGACAAGGGAGGAUCUCGUGGGAGGAUUUCAAAGUGUUCGAGACCCUCCUGAAACGACCCGAUGCCGACUACCUCAUCGCGUUCCAAUAUUUUGAUACGGAUAACAAUGGGCAGAUCACGUUUGACGAGUUCAAGGAGGCGUUCUCUAGGGUCAUCGGAAGCGGGAGCGAGAGCAUACCGUUUGAUUUCGAUUGCGAUUGGGCAAAGUUGUAUCUCGGCAAGAGGGGACCUGGCGGACACGUCUUGGGAUAUUCCGAAUUCACCCAACUCAUCAAGGGUCUUCAGGGAGAACGUCUGCGUCAAGCGUUCCGAUAUUUCGACAAGGACGGAGACGGGUACAUCAAGCCGGAAGAGUUCCAGAGAAUCGUGCUCGAGCUCGCCGGGCACAAGUUGUCGGACCCGGUCUUGGAACGGUUGCCGACGCUGUGUACGCUGAGUCCGGGGCAGAAGAUUAGUUAUUCCGAGGUGAUUGCGUUCCACAACAUCAUCCGAGAGAUGGACCAGGUCGAGAGGAUCAUCCGGGACGCCACAGCGAAAUCCAAGGACGGAAGGAUCACCGCUGCCGAUUUCCUCAACGAGGCGGCGCAUUCGCUCAGGUACGGCAUCUUUACCCCGAUGGAGGCCAACAUCAUCUGGCAUUUCGCCAGCAGGGGGAGUGGGGAUUCGAGUAUGAGGUUGGCCAACGUCGAUUUCGAUGCGUUGUUGGAUCCCAAGUGGACAUCGCCUCAACAACGAAUCUCGAUCGACUCGUCGCCCUCUGUAGAAGGGCAGGGGUUCAUGAACGACGUCCUCCACUCGGUCUACAACUUUGUCUUGGGAGGUAUCGCUGGAGGUAUCGGGGCGUUUGCUGUCUACCCUAUCGAUCUCGUAAAGACUCGAUUACAAAAUCAGAGGAGCAACGUUGUGGGGGAGAUGCUCUACAGGAACCCUUGGGACUGCGUGAAGAAGGUCUACGCGAAUGAAGGAGGUGUCAAGGGGUUCUACCGUGGUGUUAUACCUCAACUGAUCGGAGUUGCGCCAGAAAAGGCUCUGAAAUUGACAGUCAACGAUUUGGUGCGAAGUAAAAUGAUGGACCCGGAGACGGGUAAGAUUUCGGUGUUCUGGGAGCUCAUGGCCGGAGGAGCCGCUGGUGCCAGUCAGGUUAUUGUAACGAAUCCUCUCGAGAUCGUCAAGAUUCGAUUGCAGCUGAUGGGAGAGCUAGCGCGAAAAGAGGGUGCCGCCAAGCGAGGAGCCGUCCAUGUCAUCAGGUCGCUCGGUCUUGUUGGGCUCUAUACCGGUGUGACAAGUUGUUUGGCCCGAGAUGUGCCAUUCAGUAUGAUCUACUUUACCGCAUAUGCCCAUCUCAAAAAAGACGUCUUCCAUGAAGGACGCCAGGGCAAGCAGCUCUCAUUCGGAGAAUUGCUUACCGCCGCUGCUAUCGCUGGUAUGCCGGCUGCCUACUUGACCACUCCCGCAGACUGUGUCAAGACUCGACUUCAAGCCGAGCGACGAGCUGGUGUCACUCACUACAAGGGUCUCAUCGACGCUCUGAUUACCAUCCCCAAGGAAGAAGGCUUCCGAGCCCUUUUCAAGGGAGGUAUCGCCCGAGUCAUCCGAUCGAGUCCCCAAUUCGGAGUGACCCUUGUCUGCUACGAGAUGCUCAAGAAGAACCUUCCCUACCCCUACGGCCCGGAAGCUCAGAAGGUCGUACCUGCGGCCGGUCUGAUGGACAGCACCGACUUGUCUCGUGUUCGUGCCAGGAACGCCUUGAAGAUGCUGCUCGACACGUCGAGUCGUUUCGGACAGCCGCCUACCCCUCAGCGAGUCUCUGCCCUCCCCUCCAUUCUGCGACCCUCGUCUUCCGAUUAGAUGACGUAGCAUUGCAUCCAUUCCUCUCAACCAACCUUACAUCGUCCUCUCAAGACCCAAACAACCAAAAUCUUGUCAUCAUCCAACACGGUCAUCAUCGGUUGUACAUCCUUAGGAUCGCUAGUAUACACAAUCCAGUAUUCUAUACAUGUUCUCGG